Molecule: messenger RNA, 639 nt
Organism: Naegleria fowleri
Lineage: Eukaryota; Heterolobosea; Eutetramitea; Acrasida; Naegleriidae
Exons: 1
Coding region: 1-639 (212 amino acids)
Source: RefSeq, a predicted model, not a curated record
AUGGCCAAGAGGAAAUCAUCAACCGCAAAAGGUUCUCGAAAGAACGCAGCCAGCAAGAUUGAUCAAUUGUUGAUAGAAAUGUCUAAAAAUUACACUCCUCCCCCUCCCGAAGUGUUUGCUGAGGUUGAGGACAAGUGGGUGAGAGUUAAAGUUCGGUUGAUGAAUUGGGAAAAUAUGGGUUUUCAACUCCGAGUAAGGGAAUCUACGAAUCUUUAUACAAUUGAACAGAAAAUACGAGAAAGGCACGGAGGUAGUAUAACAAAUGUAGUAUUUUGGAAAGAUGGUGUGAGUCCUGAAAAUGAGAUCGGGAACAAUCCUGGAGAUUUAAAUAACACUCUUCGAUCUAUAUUUCAGUUUAAUCAACAGGCAGGACGUUACGUUGCAAAUAAUUCCAAAAACGAAGGACCAAAAAUCAAGUUGCAGCAAGAAGACGAGCUCAACGAAAAUCCAAUGUCUGCUAGAAGUACUAAAAAAUUUGAUUUAAACGAAGAUGUUAUUGAGGAAGAAUGCGACUAUGAAUGUACAUUAUUUUACGACUUUACUCCUUUUGAGACAGAUUGUCCUUUGCUUCAAAAUUCGCCUCGUUUGGCAGAUUUAGGGCCAAAGGAGGAUGAACAAAAGAAAAAGAGAGUCCUUUAA